AUGCAGUCGGCCCACGAGUACGGCGCGACCCUCCACCCCGUCACUGCCGCCACCGUCUUCGGCGCCUAUGUGGGCGAGUCCGAGCGCCGCCUGCGCGACGCCUUCGAGGCAGCUUCCUCCGACGCAGCUGCCGGGAAGCUGGCGGUCGUCUUCUUGGAUGAGGUGGACGCCCUGUGCCCCAGGAGGGAGGGGAAGCAGCAGCAUGAGUCACGCGUCGUUGCGCAGCUGCUGACGCUGCUGGACGGCGCCGGCGGAAGCAGCGGCGGUUCGACGGGGCGCGGAGGCGGCGGCGGCGGCGGGGGCGGCGGCAAGCAGGGGCGGGUGGUGGUGGUCGCGGCGACGAACCGGCCGAACGCGCUGGAUCCGGCGCUGAGGCGGCCGGGGCGGCUUGAUAGGGAGGUGGCGGUGCCGGUGCCGGGGCCGGCGGAGCGGGCGGCAAUCCUGAGGCUCCACGCCGCCGGCCUGCAGCUGGCCGCUGACGUGGACCUUGCUGCCGUCGCCGCCGCCUGCCACGGCUACUCGGGUGCUGAUCUGGCGGCACUGGCGCGGGAGGCCGCGAUGGCCGCAUUCUCCGCGGCCGCGGCCGCCAUUGCUUCACGCGCCGACGGCAGCGGCGGCGGCGAAAGCAGAGGAGGAGGAGGAGGAGGAGGAGGAGGAGGAGGAAAAGGAGGGGUCGCGUCGAGCGGGGAAGACGGGCUGGUCCGGGCCUCGGACUUUGCGAUCGCGAUGUCCAAGGUUGGGCCUUCGAUCGUCCGAGGGCAGCAGCUGGAACUGGACCCCGUCGGCUGGGCCGACAUCGGCGGCUACGAAACCGUCAAGCGGCGGUUACAGCAGGCCGUCGAGUGGCCGCUGCGCCGGGCGGCCGCGUUCGCGCGGCUCGGGCUCGCGGCGCCGCGGGGGGUGCUGCUGCACGGGCCGCCGGGGUGCAGUAAGACGAUGCUCGCGCGCGCAGCGGCGGGCGCGAGCGGCGCCACGUUCCUGCCGCUGUCCUGCGCCCAGGCCGCGUCGCGGGCGCGGCUCGACGCAUCCCGCCCGCCCGAUGCGUCGAGCCGCACCCCAGCGGUGCAGCCUGAGUGCUUCGAGGGCGCGCGGGCGAGCGGCACGUGGGUGGCCGCGUUUGCUCUGUACUCCAUGUAUGUGGGCGAGGGCGAGGAGGCCCUCCGCGACACCUUCGAGCGCGCCCGCAUGGCCGCCCCCGCCAUCGUCUUCCUGGACGAAGCAGACGCCAUCGCCCCCGGCCGCGGGGCCAGCGGGGGCGCGGACAGCGGCGGCGGCGGCGGCGGCGCGCCGGGGGUGGCGGCGCGGCUGCUGUCGACGUUGCUGACUGAGCUGGACGGCCUCGAGGCCUCGCCGGGUGCGCCCUGGGGAUGUUUUGGGACCCUGCCUUCCUCCAACUUGUGUGGAUAA
Molecule: messenger RNA, 1407 nt
Organism: Monoraphidium neglectum
Lineage: Eukaryota; Viridiplantae; Chlorophyta; Chlorophyceae; Sphaeropleales; Selenastraceae
Product: putative Cell division control protein 48
Exons: 5
Coding region: 1-1407 (468 amino acids)
Molecular function (GO): ATP hydrolysis activity; ATP binding
Source: RefSeq, a predicted model, not a curated record